Molecule: messenger RNA, 1565 nt
Organism: Gadus macrocephalus (Pacific cod)
Lineage: Eukaryota; Metazoa; Chordata; Actinopteri; Gadiformes; Gadidae
Gene: kmt5ab
Product: lysine methyltransferase 5Ab
Exons: 8
Coding region: 160-1200 (346 amino acids)
Molecular function (GO): histone H4K20 methyltransferase activity; protein binding
Source: RefSeq, a predicted model, not a curated record
AGCAUCGCGGUACAUUUUUUUAAAAUCCAUCACACGCUCUGGCGUUGGGUCGAGCAGCGUUCUGGUGCUGUUCCUAAUUAGACAAUAUUGCACAUUUCAGCCUUCGACCGCCGAACCCUCAGCAGACCUCGACCUUCUCGGCUGGUCUAGAGCCUUGAGAUGGCCAAAGGUAUCCAACUGGAGCAUGUUUUGACCUCAUGGAAGAAGCAUGUUCUGACGACCACCAGUAAACCCGUGGACCCAAUUCAACACCGAGAAGCCCUCAAGGAGAACAAACCAGAGAUGAACAGGGACAACUCGUGUAAAGCCCAGUCCACACUCCAUAGCCUGUGGAGUCCGAGCAAACCCCGAUCCCCUCUGAGUGAAAACUCCAGCUGUGUAUUCCAGGAAGGAAAUGGCUUGGAAAAACCUCACUCUGAUGCAGCAAAGCCAAAGAAAGACCGAGCUACUGAAAUACACAGCGAGGUUCCGAAGUCCAACGAACAGAAGUCAGCCCGGGCCUGUCUGCUCCUCUCGGAGUCCCGAGAACAAACCAACACAGAAAAAACCCAGGACAAAGAACCCAUUUCACAGACUGAGCCUGCACCACAAAACAAGGCUAAUGGAACCAAAACCCAGAAAGGUGGUGGUCACAAAGCCAGGGUGAAAAAAACAGAGAAUAAGAUUUCCCAAAACAGGAAAGUCACAGAUUACUAUCCAAUUAGAAGGAGUUCAAGGAAAACUAAAGCUGAGAUGAAGGAUGAAGAACAGAAACACAUCAACGAACUUAUCAAGAAUGGUGUCGAAGAAGGAUUGCAGGUGCGACACAUAGAUGACAAAGGAAGGGGAGUGUUUGCAACCAGGGGCUUCAUAAAAGGAGAGUUUGUGGUGGAGUACAACGGAGACCUGCUGGAUAUCGAACGGGCUAAGAAAAGGGAGGCUGAAUAUACUCUGGACCCUGCCACCGGCUGUUACAUGUACUACUUCCAGUACCACAGCAAAACCUACUGUGUGGACGCAACAAGGGAAACUACCCGCCUGGGCAGAUUGAUCAACCACAGUAAAGCUGGUAACUGCCAGACCAGGCUUCACGACAUUGAUGGAAAACCCCAUCUCAUAUUGGUGGCGGCCAGGGACGUUGACGCAGAAGAAGAGCUGCUGUACGACUAUGGGGAUCGCAGCAAAGCCUCUCUUAGUGCUCAUCCCUGGCUCAAAUACUAGGCUGUUGGCAUCCACCCCACCCCCCCUCACAUAUUUAAUUGACAACACUGUUUUGAAGAUAAUAUGACUGAGCAUAGUUGUAAAAUUGCUCAUUUUUUAAAUCAAGUUUAACUUGCUGAUUUUAUAAAUAUUUAGACAUGAGCUUUUCCACGAAUUGAACUGAGGCUGCGGCUGUAUCGUUUUCAUGAUUUUAUCUUUUAAUUUCUCUUCACCCACUGUCGUAAAAUGAUGGUUUAAGAGUGAGGGAUACCAUUUCUUCUGAGAAGUAUUUGUAUACCCUGUAGGAGUUCCUUGUAUUUACCAUUCUGUUUCACUGUUGUGGCUAAAGCCAUAUUGUAAAUUGAGAAAUAAAUCAGUGAAAAUUG